CCGACCAAUCCCCGCGCGCUGUCAGAGCUCGAGAGAGGAGGCAGCAGCGGACAGCGGAAUCGCAGAGAGGCGUACCGCACUGGGGGGUAAGGAGAGAGGAGCACACACCCAGCCGUCCACCCAUCCGUCGGUCCGUCCUCCUUCACCCCUCCCGGCCUAAGAGACUCGCGCACGGGCUGAUCCCUGCUUCCAGCUGCAGCUGUUCGGGCAAACCGGAGAAGCGCGAGGCAGGAUGCGCGAUGGGACAAGCGUGCGGACACGCGCUCCUCUGCCGUAGCCAGCCGCCGUCCUCUGAGAUACGUGGUCAGCAAGUGUUCCUGCGUCCUGACGAGAGUUCAGCUCCAGCCCUGAGUGCCAGACAGUCCACCACGCUGUCCGAACAACUCCAGGAUGCCUUGCUGCGGCUGGCGGCAGUUGUGGAUGCGCGCUCUCUGCGAGUGGCCCUUCGAGACGGCGUUCGGGAGCUGCUGCCCAGCACGGAGUGUGCAUGUGUCUACUUGCUGGAGGAAGACUCGAGGCUACUAUCUGACGACCCGCCACAUGAGCUGCCACAGGAGGGCAAGAUCAGGAGCAUCGCGGACCAGCUGAAACGAUGUCAGUGCACCGGCCUUCCUCCAUCCGAACUGCCAGAGAAGUACAGAAUCUGCCUCGCAGCGCCGUUACCAGCACACAGAAGAGCUGUUGUCAUUCCUAUCUUGGAGCAGGACAAGGUCAUCGCUGUCUUACUGGUGGGCUGCGGUCCACUAUCUGAUCAGGAUGAACUGCAUCUGAGCGUGCUGGAAAAACAUGCCUCGGUGGCAUGUGUGCGGGUCCAAGCUGUUCAGACAUCCUACCAGAGGCCUCCUUUCAGCCCCUCUCCACUACAGUCCCACAAUGCACUGCUGCCCCUCAAUGUCUCAGAACAGGACUACUGCGAGCUGGACCGCAACAUCCUGCAGCUCUGUGGUGAGCUCUAUGACCUUGAUGCAGCCUCUCUCCAGCUUAAAGUCAUCAAUUAUUUGCAGCAGCAGACUCGGUCGCAGUGCUGUUGUUUGCUACUGGUCUCUGAGGAUAACCACCAGCUAUUUUGCCAGGUAGUCGGAGACAAAGUCCUGGAAGAGGAGAUCAGCUUCCCGCUCAUGUUUGGACGUUUUGGUCAGGUUGUCGAGAAGAAGAAGUCAAUUACUCUUCAAGACAUCAGUGCUGAGGAGCGCAGGCAACUGUCCAGCAUGUUGGGCUGUGAGAUCUCCUCCAUGCUCUGUGUGCCUGUGGUCAGCAGGGCUACAGGUCAGGUGGUGGCACUAGCGUGCGCUUUCAACAAAGAGGGCGGGAAAAGACACACCGAGGCAGAUGAGCAUGCCAUCCAGCACUGUUUCUGCUACACUUCAACAGUCCUCACUUCAACUUUGGCCUUCCAGAAAGAGCAGAAGCUCAAAGUGGAGUGCCAGGCGCUCUUGCAAGUGGCCAAAAAUCUCUUUACACACUUGGAUGAUGUGUCAGUGCUGUUACAGGAAAUUAUAGUGGAGGCCAGGAACCUCAGUGAUGCAGAGAUCUGUUCGGUGUUCCUGCUGGAUCGUGUGAGCCAUGAGCUGGUGGCGAAGGUGUUUGAUGGUGGUGUGGUCAGUGAAGAGGAGAAUGAGUUUCGCAUCCCAGCCGAUCAGGGCAUUGCCGGCCACGUGGCGACAACUGGUCAGAUUUUGAACAUUAAGGACGCCUACUCUCAUCCUCUUUUCUAUCGUGGGGUGGAUGACAGCACGGGCUUCAGGACUCGCAACAUCCUCUGCUUCCCCAUCAAAGAUGAGAAUAACGAAGUCAUCGGCGUUGCUGAGUUGGUGAAUAAGAUGAAUGGGCCGUGGUUCAACCGCUUCGAUGAGGAUUUGGCGACAGCCUUUUCCAUCUACUGUGGCAUCAGCAUUGCACAUUCUCUGCUCUACAAGAGAGUCCACGAGGCUCAGUUCAGAUCCCAUCUGGCCAAUGAAAUGAUGAUGUACCAUAUGAAGGUUUCAGAGGAAGAGGUGACUAAGCUGCUGGUAUCUGGCAUCGACCCAGUGAACGAGAUUGACCCGUGCUUCGCAGAGUUCACGUACACGCCGCGCUCCCUUCCCGAUGACACCACGCCGAUGUGCGUUCUCAGCAUGUUUGAAGACAUGGGUUUCAUCAACACCUAUAAGAUCGACAUGCACACGCUCGCCAGGUUCUGUCUGAUGGUGAAGAAAGGCUACAGAGACCCUCCCUACCACAACUGGAUGCACGCUUUCUCCGUCUCACACUUCUGCUACCUGCUCUACAAAAACCUAGGGCUGUCCAACUACCUCGAGGAUAUAGAAAUAUUAGCGCUCUUUGUCUCCUGUAUGUGCCAUGAUCUGGACCACCGUGGCACCAACAACUCUUUCCAAGUGGCCUCGCAAUCUGUGCUGGCUGCUCUCUACAGCUCAGAGGGAUCUGUGAUGGAGAGACAUCACUUUGCCCAGGCCAUCGCUAUUCUGAACACUCAUGGCUGCAACAUCUUUGAGAAGUUCUCCAGGAAGGACUACCAGCGCAUGUUGGAUUUAAUGAGAGACAUAAUUCUGGCCACGGACCUUGCUCACCACCUUCGCAUUUUCAAGGAUCUGCAGAAGAUGUCUGAUGAUGGAUACAAUCCAAAAAGCCGUACCCACCACUCCCUGCUGCUGUGCCUGUUGAUGACUUCGUGUGACCUGUCAGACCAAACCAAGGGCUGGAAAACCACACGCAAAAUUGCUGAGCUGAUUUAUAAAGAGUUCUUCUCUCAAGGAGAUCUGGAAAAAGCCAUGGGUAACAGGCCCAGUGAGAUGAUGGACAGAGAGAAAGCGUACAUACCGGAACUGCAGAUCAGCUUCAUGGAGCAUAUCGCCAUGCCGAUCUACAAGCUGCUGUCUGAACUGUUUCCCGGGGCCACCGAGCUGUACGAGAGGGUGGCGGCUAACCGUGAGCAGUGGACCAAAGUGUCCCAUAAGUUCACCAUCCGUGGGUUGCCUAGCAACAACAGCCUCGACUUCCUGGACCAGGAAUACGAGCUGCUGCAGGCCCAGGGCGCUUUCGGGAGUGACGACCACUGCCUCAACGGCUGCCUCGACGACACAGAAGGAGGGAGGGGUCAGUGACGGCAGCAGGCUGCGGACGGUUUUCGUCGAGUUUUCUGUGGUCCCGUAAGAGGCUGAGGAUACCUUUUUAGUGACCUAAGAGUCACGGGUCUCCCUCUGCUGUCAACCACUUAGAUGCUUAGGAGGCCAGACAGGACGGGACAAAAGUUUCAAACUGAAUCAGACGAGCGAUCUGAAACGAGUGCUGGAGCCACACGUCUCCAGCUGAAGAUGGCAGAAGGUGGUGACUUUGUCUAUUUCAGCAGCUAUACCGGGAUAAUAGGUUUUUACCACUAGUCACAAGCUCAUUCAUACAGUACUGAUCCUGAUUAAGAUUGUAAAAACACACAGCUACACUGACACACACAUAUGUACAUGCACAUAGUGUCUCAAGAUGGAGGGGGGAAAAAAGAUUCAUUGUGACAGCAGAGACUACUUCAACAUGUAACAGUGAGAUGAAAGUGCUAUAGUUUCUGUAAAAUGUGUCAUAAAAGCUUAUAUUGAUUUAAAGCAGCUGCCAUAGCCCUCACCUGAUGCUUAUGAAUGCAUGCUGUAUGGACACCUCAUGUUUUAUUCCUUUUAUCUGGGUCAGUGUUUAUUUUUUUUCCCAUUAACUAAGAAAUGAAUGCACUCCAUUUCCAUCUCCACUCCGUCUCAACACAUUUUAGUUACAGCUUUUCAGGAUAUGUGUAAUAAUAAAUUCAUGACCAUCAAGAUGCACGGGGAGUUUUUGUUUCUUUUUAGUGAUUCACUUCUUGCUUUUUUAGGUGUUUAGGAGACAAUUUGACAAUCACUUAUUAAUGACAGACUCACUGAUCCCUGACCCUUCUUCAUGCAUUAAACACUGAACUCAAAAGACUCCCAACUUUAUUCUUCUCACCAUCCUCCAUCUGUCACAUUUCCUCUUCAUUUAGGUCAUUUUCUUUUCUUUCUUCUUUUUUCUAUUUUUAACUAACUUCCUCAUGAACCCACUUUAGGUAAAGAGUAACCAAAUCCCUUUAAAAGAUCCAUCUCAUCUGUAAGUGCAAAUGUGCCAGAGUAGAGUGUGUCAUCGAGUGUGUCAUAUGGAUCUGCCUUAUUGCGCAUCUUUGCUGCCUUUCUUAGAGCUUUUAAUAUAUAAAAAUUGAAAUAAAGAGUCUGUUUAGUAUGUAUGUUGUAUAUUUGUUAUAGAGAUAGCGUGAGUAUCGACGUGUUUGACUGAAUGAUCAGCUGAGAAGAUGUAUAUCUGUGAAAUACCCGUGUGAAGAACCUCAGAUGUCACAGUCGUCAUUUCACUUCUUUCUAUUUUAUCUGCACAGCCACCCUCGGGUGUCCCAGUCAGACAUAAAAGCGUUUUGUUCAGUUCUCAGUGCAUCCAGACUGGGUUUUUUUUUCUUUUUUUAAAGGAACUAGAGAUGUAGCCAUCACAGAAAUUACUCUUUCUUGGAACCAUCCAGCAGUUCACUAUUGCUGCACUCCAAAGGAAGCGUCAGAAAGUUAUGUUCUCAGCUUGUGCCUCAUAGAAAACCUGACUGGAGUUUUAUGUUACAGUACGCUAUUGCUCAGUUUUACCUUACGAUGCUUAAAGUAGGAAAUGCUGCAGAGCAAUGUGAGGAAAACCGCUGAAUAGUUACAAAGGGAAAGUGGACACCAUUGCACGUGGGCUGCACAGGGAGGGGGCGGGGGAUGAGUGAAUGUGUGGAUGGGCACGAGCGUCUACGUGGGUGAGAGAGAGGUAGUUAAGAGCAAGAGAGAAAUGUUCGGUGUAGCUCUACAGAGGCGGUGUUCACAGAAACGAGGCUGACACAAACCUCGAGUGAUCUAUCAGAAUUUCUUCCUUCUUCUCCCCCCUUUCCUUUUAUGCUGCCCCGAUAAUGUUAAUGGAAGAAGAUGAAAGCUUCUUUUCAUUUUUUUUUAAAUCACAGGUUACAAAUGUAGGAUUUCUCUUUGAAAAGUACCUUAUGAAUCCUCAUGGGAUCCUUUUGAAAAAAAUUAGUGAGGAGCCAUUAGUGAGGAAGGUUAAUCGCCUCUAAAAGUGGUGUGAUGUAUGUGUGAAACCAAGAUUGGGAUAUGCAUCAGCGCUAGCUCGAUGGAAGUGCUUGAUCUGCCGUGGACGAGAUAGUUUUGCUGCAAAGUUUCUAAAGGGCAUACAGACGUGUCUGUAUAAGAGCCACUCUCUCUUUCUUGAACUCUUUCUCUCAUUUUUUUUUUUGUUUUAUUUUUCAGUUAUUUCGAAACCAACAUUUCACAUGUACUUGCCUUUUUUUCCAUGUGCAAUAUAAAUUGUCUGCCUCUGUGACACUGCAUAGAUUCCUAUGUAAAUACCUAUGCCUCUUGUUAAAUUAUUGCUUUAGGUCUGAGUUGCCAAAGCCUUUUAAGUGUUAGAUCAUGAUGUUUCCAUUGAGAAAAGAAACACAAAUCAAUGGAGUGUGACAAUUUUAAUCCUAAAAUGCUUCAGUUUUCUAUCACGAUUGUGUAUCUGUCCUUUUUUGUUUGUUUGUUUUAGAGAGUCAGGGCUAAAUGUGCCAAGCAAACAUUUUCUACUUUCUUGGCAAGCUGCAAAGUGAAAAAGAAAAAGAAAACAAAAAAACACAAGAAAAAAGAAAAAAAACAGACAGAACUUAAAAUAUUUUUGUUCUCUAAUGUUGGAGUGUCGACGAGGGCUGUGUUCAUAUUUGACUUUUCCCGCUACGUCAUGACAGCUUGUCAAUGGAUUGUGAACACAAUCGAUUUCCCAUCAUCACAGAGCAGCGGGACUCGAACCUGUGACGUAACGUCAUCGUAACAAUCACCUGUGACAUAAUUGUUAAAAGUGGCAAAAAUAUAAUUGCUGUAAAUAUCAAGAGUUUCAAAAGAAAACGUUUCUUGAUCGUCUGUCAUCAUUUACAAUGGGACUUUUUUUUUCCAAUUCUGUAAUGUGUUUAAAGUGGUUGCCUUCUGUUCUCCUUUUCUUUCUUUCUUUCUUUUUUUUUUUGCUAAGCCAUUUUUGAACAACCCUAAGCUCAGACUUUAACAGAGGGGAUGAAAGAAAAUUAUAUGUUUGUUUGGGAUAUACGUAUAAUAUAUAACCCAGGCAAAUCUGAAAUGUAUAAAUGAUGCUUAUACUGGCCAAUAAAUCCAGGAUAUUCAUCUGUUAAUCAUUUGUUUCAUUGAGUUCUGAGUGCUGGUGAUCUUGUUCUUCGGAUGUAUUGAACAAGGACAAUUUUCAGAAGUAGGCAAAUGUGCAACAUUUUAAAUCCUUUUUUUUCUUGAAAUAAAUCUGGUG
Pelmatolapia mariae (spotted tilapia) is the source of this 6324-nucleotide messenger RNA. RefSeq names its product cGMP-dependent 3',5'-cyclic phosphodiesterase (gene pde2a). Lineage: Eukaryota; Metazoa; Chordata; Actinopteri; Cichliformes; Cichlidae. Gene Ontology annotation, cellular component: synaptic membrane; perinuclear region of cytoplasm; mitochondrial inner membrane. Gene Ontology annotation, biological process: cGMP catabolic process; negative regulation of receptor guanylyl cyclase signaling pathway; regulation of mitochondrion organization. Gene Ontology annotation, molecular function: 3',5'-cyclic-GMP phosphodiesterase activity; 3',5'-cGMP-stimulated cyclic-nucleotide phosphodiesterase activity; protein homodimerization activity. The coding region runs from base 240 to 3101 and encodes 953 amino acids. The transcript is spliced from 31 exons. The record is from RefSeq and is a predicted model, not a curated record.